GAUUGUUCGUGGAGUUCUGUCCUCCAAAUGCAGAAAAUGUUUCGAUCGGUCAAAGCUGAACACGUGCGUAUGGUCAUCGCUGGUCUUUCGGCAAUUGUUUCUUUCCUCAUUUUGGGAUUUAUUACUUCAUGGGUGGAGACCUAUAAGUGCCAUGAAAUAAGUGUUUGGAAACACGUUUGCUUGCUGCAGCUCAUUGGUGGCAUGCUCCUCUUCAUAGGUUCCUUAAAGAAUAAUCACUGGUUCAGUUUGCCGUGGCUGGUGGCUGCCUGCAUAUUUAUUUACACGCUGUGCUACAAGUCUAUUGCUUAUUUGAGCUAUUUGGAUGGAAAAUUGCUGAUGGUGGUUCCCCUACUUCAAAUCAUUGCAGGCUUUUGGACCUAUUACGUGUACGAAGUCUUCCAGGACUUUCUUCAAAUGCAAGUUCAAUCCAUUGGGUAAAACUGCAUAAUCGAGUCGGUGCAAGCGGGGCAUUAAUGUGCACUUUUUAUCCAGUGAAACGCAAUUGAGCUGAGUGUAAGGGCAAAUAAGUGUGAGCAUUGCGGUCGGUGUGUGUUUGCUUGGGGGUUUGAGUGUGCUUUUGUAGCCAAAAGUAAAAUAAGCGUUAAAAUGUCUGCUAUAACCCAGUGGAAGCGACGGGUCUGGCUCUGGGUCUCUUCUGGGGCUCUUGCGGUAUCGUUGCAUGCGUAUUGCAUUACCCGACCUGCACCCCUUCCAACCACCCACUCGCACCCCUUUUUUUUACCACCCCCUUUGGCACAAAGUGGCGUAUGAAUAGAUACAUGUUUUGUUGCCCGUUUUGUUUGCUCCCCGCCUUUCCCUUUCCCCUGCCGCUUUUCAGUCUGUCUGUGGACUGGUUGUCGUAAUCCAACAAGCAGACAGGUUAAAUACACCGCAAGGACAGACUCGCACACACAGGGGCUGCUGCAAAAAAAGUGUGACAAAGAUGGUGGGGAAAAGUGGCGGGAAAUGGGGAAAAUUCAGGGGAGCAACUCGAGCCGCGAUUUGGUUGGGAGACGCAGACGCAUCCAACAAACAAUAAUCAUGCAACAAUAGUGAGAGCCGCAAACAAAUUGCUUUUCUAUGUAUAUUCUGGUGUAAAGGGAUCUGUCUGCACGGAGAAAAUUAGGUUAUUUUCAAUAAUUUACUCAGCACUAAGAAAUAGGAAUAGCUUUAAGAAAUUUAUUUAUUAGAAUUAGCCAUUUAAUAUACUUAUGUUAAAAGGUCUUGAAACCGAUCUAACAACCAGGUUUAUUUUUCAUUAAUAAUAACACUAUGUAUUUAACUAAAAA
Drosophila gunungcola (fruit fly) is the source of this 1289-nucleotide messenger RNA. RefSeq lists its product as uncharacterized. The record is from RefSeq and is a predicted model, not a curated record. The coding region runs from base 28 to 438 and encodes 136 amino acids. The transcript has 3 exons. NCBI's taxonomy places the organism in Eukaryota, Metazoa, Arthropoda, Insecta, Diptera, Drosophilidae.